AUGCAUUUACGAGGUUACAUAUUGGUCACAAAUACACGCGUUACACCGCCCUUUAUUUGGAAGCUCGUCAUCCUCGACGUUAAAGUAUCCGCUGCGAUGGUGAUUCUAUGUGAGGAUUGCAGCAAGGAAUUUGAAACUUUAAAUGUACUCCAAAAGCACCGUCUCAAAUACCACCCUAUACACAGUAGCAUAAUAUGCUCAAAAUGUUGGGAAGAAUUUCCUACAGAAAGCGGUCUAUUAAAGCACACGACGUUGAAGCACAGCAUCAAAUGCGCGCAGUGUCGCAAAAGUUUUAAGACCAAAACAAAUCUUGACAAGCAUAUGAGGUUUCUACACAAAAUAUCGCAGGAGGUGACUAAUUGA
This is a messenger RNA of Akanthomyces muscarius, 363 nucleotides long. RefSeq lists its product as uncharacterized. The transcript is spliced from 4 exons. Bases 1 to 363 code for a protein of 120 amino acids. Gene Ontology annotation, molecular function: DNA-binding transcription factor activity, RNA polymerase II-specific; RNA polymerase II transcription regulatory region sequence-specific DNA binding. Gene Ontology annotation, biological process: regulation of transcription by RNA polymerase II. Gene Ontology annotation, cellular component: nucleus. The record is from RefSeq and is a predicted model, not a curated record. Lineage: Eukaryota; Fungi; Ascomycota; Sordariomycetes; Hypocreales; Cordycipitaceae.